UGUGGAAAGCGGUUAUAAAUAAAUAUCUCCAUAAAUAUUAUGAGGUGCAUCUCUUUACUUGAUUUGCUUGUUUUGAUUUUUCUUGUAGAAGGUAAUUUAUGCUUUUGCCUUUAUAAGAAAAUGAUUGAGAAGUUCCUCAGUAAACCGUACUGGAUAGAACUGUGCAGACAAGAGAAGUUUCGUCGAUAUAAAGGAAAUGAAUUUUUGUGUAUUUUCAUUCCGAGUAUUGAAAAGGCUUUAAAAAUGUGUAAACAUUCAAAAUUCCGUAACCGCAACAAGCCGCAAUGCAGCAUUUUCGAAGGAAUAAAUAUUAUGGAAAUUGGCAACAGGGUCCCGAGGAAUAAAGAUGUUUGUGCUUUUUAAUCAGUUUUCCGCUCUUAUUGUAUUAU
Molecule: messenger RNA, 389 nt
Organism: Agrilus planipennis (emerald ash borer)
Lineage: Eukaryota; Metazoa; Arthropoda; Insecta; Coleoptera; Buprestidae
Exons: 2
Coding region: 40-363 (107 amino acids)
Source: RefSeq, a predicted model, not a curated record